AGAAAAACAGUGUCUUGAGCAAAGAAUAGUGUGUAUAUUUCAAGUUGUGUCAUUCAGGGGAAAAACUGAAUAGUAACAAAAGGUCAAAGUGGCAUCAGGAAUAAUACCCCAAUACCAUCUUCUUCUCUGAAGGGCAAAUUGAAAUGGCAUCAGAUAUGGCAAGGCAAAUGUAGCCUCAAGAUGGCAAGAGGAGAUUGGUCCGAGAGAUUUUCUCAUGACAGCCAAUAGCAAAUAUCCAGUUUUUUUUUCAACUGGGAAGGGAAAUAGUGAUGAAAUGAUCCAAUCACCCCUGGAAAAGAGGAGGCUUCUGUCUAUGUUUUUAUGCAUCUACCAGUGAAAUAAAGGGGCCUUUUACUGCUCAUAACAAGGACUCAUUUGUCUGACCAUGUCAGGGCCUCUAUGUUUCCCAUUGUUCUUCCCCAUGGACUUUUAUUUGGGACCACAGGACUUUAAAGUCCUCAGGCUAGAAGGUCAUGGGACCAUCUUGGACAUGGUCUCUAUAGGCCAAUCAAGUUUGGUCUGUGCUAGUCUGAGUCAAAAUGUGCAUCACUGGAGCACUUUGAGAGAGGAAAUUGUGUGUGUCCAAGGAGCUUUACUUAAAGGAGUCACUUCCAGCUAAAAUCCCUAUAUGCUCCCUUAGUUCAUAAAAACUGAGCAUUGCUUUGGUUUGGUGACAGGGUGAGAAAGCGAGAAGAAAACUCUGUAGGAGCCUAUAUGUGUUGAUUAUUUCACAGUGUACAGUUUUGUUCUGUCAGUACUUGUAUGCCUCCUACACAGUGUGCCCAGUUCCCUGGUCCCAGGUCCCUUGUAUACAAGCUUACACUCAUUAGUAAUACCACACAUAAUAUAGCAGGGAAAAGAAUAUGAGAGAUCUCUAGAGUAACACAUGCUCUUCAUCUAUUGAUCUAUAACCGUUCUCUGGGUCAUGCAAAAAUGUGAUGACAGCGACAUACCAAGAGUAACAAAGGAGAUCUCUGUCUCUGUCAGCUGGGGAAGGAUCAAAAAUAGUAUCAUAUAGCAUAGUUUCAUUAACUUGCAACAAGCAUCUACCCAAGUAUUUCAUCUGUUGAUGUCAUGCAUGAGAUUUGUGUGGUCCACUAGGUCAAGUUGAAGUAAUGAGAUUAUUUGUAUUCUUUUUCAAGUUAAAUCAUUUUUUUUAAGUUACACUGUCUCUUGUGCAAAUGUCAUUCUAUGAUGUGUUUGCAUAAUUGAUAGCUCAUGCGCAGGGAUCAAGCAUUGCUAUUGCUAGAAAAAUUGUUGAAUUUUAAAUUUCAAACGGCAUAACUUUUUUUUUUUUUUGCACACUUUCUUCUUUAUGCUCCCAGCUCCUCAAGGUCAAAAAUAACCAUCCUUAACGACUCCCAUUAGAUAAAAGUUUCAUUAAAUGUAAACUGUAACACCAUUUAAGUCUCUUGCAACUUGCAUCAUCUAGAUUUGUUUUUCUUACAGUGGAUAUAUACUUUAGUAUCUGAUGUAAAACAGUCAGGUGUGAGUGAUAUGAGUGGGAAUUUUAUUGAUUUAUUUCUAAAUUUAACCAUGAACUCAUGUUCCAAUAUAUUUAUUUACCUUUCAAAUGUGUGUUCGUGCGUGUGUGUGUGCCUGCGUGCGUGUGCAAUGUAAAACAGUGGCAAUGUCACUCGUAAAACUGGAGUACUUUCUGUCAAAGUGAAUUGGACUAUGGAGGCGGAGUAUCCGGCGUUGAUAGGUUCUCAGAGUUGAACGUUGCCUGACAAACGCCCUCCCCGGCACUCACGUUCACUUCCACCGACACGGCGGUCGGAGGCUCCGUGAAGGCGCACUUGGUUUGACUUUGCCCUCUCGUUCGUGGAACUCUGACAGACUGCGAUGACGUCUCGCAGGUGGUUCCACCCCAACAUCACUGGGUUAGAGGCGGAGCAGCUCCUCCUGACACGGGGCGUCCACGGCAGCUUCCUGGCCAGGCCUAGCAAGAGCAACCCAGGGGACUUCACACUCUCUGUCAGGCGUAACGAUGAGGUCACCCACAUUAAGAUCCAGAACUCGGGGGACUACUACGAUCUGUAUGGCGGGGAGAAGUUUGCCACGCUGGCCGAGCUGGUGCAGUACUACACCGAGCAGCACGACCUGCUGCGCGAGAGGAACGGCGACGUCAUUGAGCUCAAGUACCCCCUCAACUGCAAGGACCCCACAUCGGAGAGAUGGUACCACGGGCACCUCUCUGGGCGUGAUGCGGAGAAGCUCCUCACGGAAAAGGGCAAGCCGGGCAGCUUCCUGGUGCGCGAGAGCCAGAGCAAGCCAGGCGACUUUGUGCUGUCCGUCCUCACCAACGAGGAGAAGCACGAAAACGUGGACCGCAAGACCAAAGUCACACACGUCAUGAUCCGAUAUCAAGAUGGCAAGUAUGACGUAGGUGGAGGAGAGAGGUUCGACACCCUGGCGGACCUGGUGGAGCACUAUAAGAAGAACCCCAUGGUGGAGAAGAGUGGUAUAGUGGUACACCUGAAACAGCCUUUCAAUGCAACAAGAAUAAAUGCAGCAAACAUCGAGAACCGGGUGCGGGAGCUGAACAAAGUGGCCGACAACUCGGAGAAACCCAAGCAAGGAUUCUGGGAGGAAUUUGAGAUGCUGCAGCAGCAGGAGUGCAAGCUCCUCUACCCUAGGAAAGAGGGACAGAGGCCAGAGAACAAGAGCAAGAACCGCUACAAGAACAUCCUGCCGUUCGACACCACCCGUGUGAUCGUCAGGGAAGCAGACCCAGAGGUGUCUUGCGCCGACUACAUCAACGCCAACUACAUCAGAGGUAAACAGGAAGAUGGACGACACGUAGACGAGGGGAAAGUCUUCAUCGCCACACAGGGCUGCCUGCAGAAUACGGUGAUGGACUUCUGGAAGAUGGUGUACCAGGAGAACACGCACGUCAUCGUCAUGACCACCAAGGAGAUGGAGCGAGGCAGGAAUAAGUGCGUACGGUACUGGCCCGACAUCAACACCACCAGGGAGUUUGGGAAAGUGAGCGUGAAAAACAUCGAGGAGCACACAGCCCAGGACUACAUCCUGAGAGAGCUGGAGGUGACUCGAACAGACAAGAGGGAACCACCCAGGUACAUCUGGCACUACCAGUACCUGAGCUGGCCGGACCACGGGGUGCCCAACGAGCCUGGGGGAGUUCUGAGCUUUCUGGAGCAGGUCAACCGGACCCAGGGAGCUGUUCUAGAGACUGGGCCCAUUGUAGUCCACUGCAGUGCAGGGAUUGGAAGAACAGGAACCAUCAUCGUGAUCGACAUUCUCAUUGACAUCAUCAACAGACAAGGGCUGGACUGCGACAUAGACAUCCCCAAAACCAUCCAGCAGGUGCGGCAGCAGCGCUCGGGCAUGGUGCAGACGGAGGCCCAGUACAAGUUCAUCUACAUGGCCGUGCAGCAGUACAUCGACACCGCCCAGAAGAGACUAGAGGAGGAGCAGAGGGGCAAGACAAAGGAGAGGGAAUACUCCAAUAUCAAGUACCCUCCUAUGACGAACGCCAGAGUGAAGCCCAACAUGACCUCCUCACGCUCCUCGUCCGUGAUGAAUGACGACUCGUCCAGUGUGUAUGAGAACUUGAACAUCAAAAGCCCAAAGAGCUGUGGGAGCAGUAACACCAGGAGAUAGGUCCCCCAGGCUGCAGCCUCUCUCUCUCUUUCUCACUCUUCGCAGCAGAGGUGCAGCUCGUCAGCGCCUGACCUUGCGUGCGUUUGGAGCAGGGUGGGGUAGGAGGCCUCCCCUCCUUCCCCCCUCCCUCUCUCCCUCCUUCCCUCCCUCUCUCUCUCUCUCUCCCUCCAUGGGCUGGAGCCAGUGUGGGAGCAGGAGGACAGGCCCGGCUUUUCUGUUCGGCUGGACCCACCCACUCCUCUACACAGAGGAGCACACAGAACCGAGUCAACACCCCCCACCCACCCAGACCCCCAUCUGGUUCACAGUCAUUCUAUCCCUCUCUCUCUAUUCUUUGGACUCUCCAUGUGACUCUACAGUACCGUGAGGCUUCACUUUUGCAAACUAAGUGCCUCGAGCUACAGCCGAGUCUCUGCAUCGCCCCUUCUCACCCCCCUUCUCUCGUUCCCCCCCCCCACUGAGCCGGUGGCCUCCCGGGGGCAAAGACAUGCGAGCUCUGCACAAAGCCCCUCUCCAGCCACCCCUUCACUUUCUGUCUUCAAGUUGACCAACGCAGCACACAGAACCGUGACCUUGUCCACUCUGCAGAGGCGAAGGGAGGUCAUGUUUUUUUCAACACGGCGUAGUUUGUGUUUGUUGUUUUCUUUUCCAUUCGUUUUUUUUUGUUGUUGUUGUGGACACAUAGAGGAUGUUUGAGGGUAACCCAGACUUUUUUUGUUUUGUUUUUCUUCUCUCUCUCUCUCUCUCUCUCUCUCUCUCUCUCUCUCUCUCUGCCUGGCGAUACUCUGUGCACUGGAUGUCAUCUAUUGUAACCAAAGACCUUUGAUUAGCUCGACAGAAUCUCACUGGCCACAGUCAUUAGUGCUUUGCUGAGUGACGAACGACGCACAGUGUAGCAAUUUGCUGCAGUACACAGCAUUUGCACACAAGGACAAGUGUAAACACACAAACACACACACACAUACACACACACACACACAAUUAUGCAACACCUUUUCCAGCCCUUGGAGAUAUCCCCUUAUUUGGAAGAAAGACGUCAGUGUAUGUAUUUAAUCUGCCAUGUUGAUUUAGCGGCGGUGUAAUCUGCCUCACAUGAUUACAAAUGUGGUCGGGUGGAGAGCUCCAGAAGGAGAAGAGGAGGAGGGGGAGGGGGUGGGUUUCAGAUGGGAAAAGAGAACAGAAGGACACUGGAAAGCCAUGGAAAGGACUUCUGUUUGCUCGUGAACCGUUGUGACACAUCAGGACAUCUUUUUUUUUUUUUAUGUGCCAAUUUGCACCCUCGCAUGCACUUCUGGAAGCUCCUCCUGUUUCUAGUUUUUGUUUUUGUUUUGUUUUUUGUUUUUGUGGAGCUGCUGGAAAAGCCUGACUCAAUCUCCCUCUCUCUCUCUCUCUCUCUCUCUCUCUCUCUCUCUCUCUGUGUGACUCUGCGCCUCAGGCUGCCUGUGUAGUGUUAGCUUCCUGCCCCCCUGCCCUGCUGCGGGCUGCUGUUGCUAUGGCCUCGAUGGCCUGCCAUCCGGCUGGGGGUUCUGGACUCUCACCCCGCUUCCCGCCGCAGCACAGCCCCACCUGCCAGAGCCCCAGCAGCCCAGCCUUCAGAGCUAGAUCCAUCAUGGAAGAGUUUCUGUUUUUUUUUUGUAUUUUACAUCUGAUGAUUCCUUUUAAAGAUUUAUUUUUGACUUGUGGUUUAUUUGUGAAUGUGAUUGCGCAAUUCUAUGACAUAUAGCACAUAUGCAGGUUUAUAUAGAAAUACUGAAGUAUGUGUACUUUUUGAAGGUGGGGUAUUUGUCCAGUUUAUUAAGCCUAGUACCCUUUAUCCUAAAACAAAACAUGUUUGAUUGACACCUAUAUGGGUGAUGUACAUUAAGCUACAUGAAGUUAUUCAUGAACACAGCCUCACGUUCCGUAGGUUAAGGGUUGACAUGCUUGUGUGUCUGAAUGAGAAGCCAUAAUGUUGCUAGCCACACAAGCCCAGGACAUGUGCAUCAUGGUGUUGGGUAGCCUUCAACCCAGGUCUUUAGUGAAACAUCAUUGGGCCAGAUGGCCGCAGUUCAAGAUUAAAGAAUAGAUUUGUCUGGACCGGGAGGGGGAGGGGGGUGGUGGAGGCAAAAAAAGUAAUUUGCAAGAUGGCCGUAAUCCAGACGUGUUUAUUCUGGGAGUGACAUUGCAUCAGGGCUGACGUCACGUAAAAGUGGGAUUGGGAGAGGGUAAGACGCUAUUGUUGUCCAGCCCGUCCACUGGUGAUUGAGGCCUAGUCACGUGUGGUCAUUCUGUUCUGCCGGCUAAAAAUAGAUGGCUUAGUUUAAUACACACUCUAUACACCAACAUGGCUCUCUGUUCCAGCAUAUGAAAUUGAUCAGUGAUCACUUGGACUGCAUCGAUGUUAUGUGUGUGUGUGUGUGUGUGUGUGUGUGUGUGUGUGUGUGUGUGUGUGUGUGUGUGUGUGUGUGUGUGUGUGUGUGUGUGUGUGUGUGUGUGUGUGUGUGUGUUUCAUUUGGAGGACAUAUACAGGUCUGGACGACUCACCUGAUGCAAAUGGUUGAUUUGUCUGUAUGCCUCUCAAUUUGAACAUAACCCAAGUUAAAACCCAGAUGUUUGAAUACCUUGACACUGGAUAUGUGUAUUAAUAAUGGCUGCCCAAUUCUUGAAAAUACUUUAAUUAGAUGGUCCAGUGACUUAGCAACCAUGUGUCUCCUCUUGCACACCACUAAAUUGAAGCAGACUUGUAUUUAUUUGAUUUUAAUUGUUUAGUGCUUGAAAGGCUGUUUGUAAUUGGAACCUGUUUUGUUUGAUGAAUUUUCACUUUGCCUGUGUGAACAUGGGUAGAAAUCCAAUUUUUUGAUGUGGUGAACCGUAUAUAUAUAUAUAUAUAUAUAUAUAUAAAACACAAAUUUAAGUUAGACUUUGAUACUUGAAAUGUUUUGAACUGCUGAGGUAAAGCUGUGUGAUGGGGUCGGUGGUGAAGAAUGUCCCCCCCCUGCUGAUAAUGACAGGAGAACUAUGUUAGUCUUGUAGGUGUGCAUCAGUGUUUUGUCAUUUUAUUUUCUUUAGAGGUUUUUGUAAGUGUUCUGAAAAAGUGUUUUAACUUGUCCCCCAAUGAUAUUUUUGUAUGAUAUGGUUUUAUGAUGAUGAAAUUAUUAUUAUUAUUAUUAUCAUUUGGCUAAAUAAACUCAACUAUUAAGCUUAAAAUGUAUCUAAUUUUAUUUUAGCUUUUUCUCCUUUAAUUUACUUGAAUAUGAUGUUCUGUUUUUAUUUUGUAUCCUUGUUUUUUGGUUUGUUUGUUGCAAUCUGCCUGAUCUGAAAUGUGCUGUGCUGACUGUCCUUGUGUUGGAUGCAGGCUGUUUCCCCUGUUUGCACUGGGUCAGCCUAUAACGCCUUCUGUCCUGGGUAACACAGUGACGCAAUGGUGGUCUCUGCUGACGAUUAGUUCAAUAUUGAAUAGUCAAUAAAAAUCAGUAUCAUGAGAUACAGGAUCACACAACACA
Clupea harengus (Atlantic herring) is the source of this 7109-nucleotide messenger RNA. It is a transcript of the gene ptpn11b, whose product is annotated as protein tyrosine phosphatase non-receptor type 11b. Gene Ontology annotation, molecular function: cell adhesion molecule binding; receptor tyrosine kinase binding; non-membrane spanning protein tyrosine phosphatase activity. The record is from RefSeq and is a predicted model, not a curated record. Gene Ontology annotation, cellular component: cytoplasm. Gene Ontology annotation, biological process: protein dephosphorylation; positive regulation of ERK1 and ERK2 cascade. Lineage: Eukaryota; Metazoa; Chordata; Actinopteri; Clupeiformes; Clupeidae.